Messenger RNA from Magnolia sinica, 2498 nucleotides. RefSeq names its product pentatricopeptide repeat-containing protein At2g46050, mitochondrial. Lineage: Eukaryota; Viridiplantae; Streptophyta; Magnoliopsida; Magnoliales; Magnoliaceae. The transcript has a single exon. The coding region runs from base 128 to 2284 and encodes 718 amino acids. The record is from RefSeq and is a predicted model, not a curated record. Gene Ontology annotation, molecular function: RNA binding; protein binding. Gene Ontology annotation, biological process: RNA modification.
CCCCUCUUGUACAACAUGGAAACCGGAGUAAAAUGUACAUAUCCUCUGGCAGAGGAUCGUAUGAUUCCUCCUCCAUCUACCCUCCGAUCUCAUUCUCUCGAACACUUCUAUCCUUCAAUUCUACUACAUGCUCUCCCGGCCGUUCUCAUCUUCCUUUCAUUCCAAACGCCUUUUAUCUCUCUCUUCCUCUGUUCUCUUCAAGCCUGCCAACACCUCCCCAAAACCCCAACACCCAUCUCAGAAAACCGCCACCACCUUCUUCCCAUUUCCACAAAUCGAAGCCUCCCUUGGGAAUCCGGAAACAACCCAUGUCAUAGAUUUCCACCUGGACCCGUAUUUCCUCUCGGAUUCCUUGAACUUCUCAGCCAAGAAUGGGCGUCUGAAAGAAGGGAGGCAGCUGCAUUCAUGCAUAGAGAAAUCGGGAUGUGGGUCCCAACACUCUAUCCAGAAUCAGCUCCUCAACAUGUAUUUAAAAUGUGGUGACUUUGUUGAUGCACACAAGAUGUUCGAUGAAAUGCCUAAUAGAAAUGUUGUGUCUUGGAAUAUAAUGAUAUCUGGUUGUGUUAGUCGCAGUCGGUAUCCUGGGCUAGUAAUGGGUGAAGCUGUGAAAAUGGAUUUUGGUUUAUGUGUGGAUAUGUUUGAUGAGCCUGAAAGGAAAGUUUUAUCGUUGAAUGGAAUGACAUCUGGAUGCGUUAGUUGUGAUUGUCAUCUUGGGCCCACCACUGGUGAAAUAGAGAAGAAGGGUCUAGAAUCAAGUAAUUCCUCGAGCAUGAAAUUGGGUCUUUUCUUUUUCAAGAAAAUGCUGGUGGAAAUGGUGGGGCCCAAUUAUAUAACUUUCAUCAGCGUUCUUGGGGCUUGCCUUAGGUUAAAUGAUAUUGAAAUUGGAAAACAGCUGCAUUGUUUAAUUAUAAAAGUGGGUUUCAGUUCAAACGGUUUCGUGGGUAGUGCUCUUGUCGAUCUAUAUGCAAAAUUUGGGAAUGUUGGAGAUGCUCGUCAAGUGUUUGAUAAGAUCCAGUCUAGAGAUUUGGUGUUGUGGAAUGUGAUGGUAUCUUGCUAUGCUUUCAAUGGCCUUGGGAGAGAAGCUUUUGGAGUCUUCCGGUCAAUGAUGCUUGAAGGUAUAAUGGGUGAUGAUUUUACCUUCAGUAGCUUGCUCAGUUCUUGCAGCAGUUCGGGUUCUUGCCAAUUGGGGAAGCAGAUACAUGGUUUUAUUAUCAGAUUAGCACUUGAUCUUGAUGUUCUUGUCACUAGCACUCUCGUUGAUAUGUAUGCGAAGAAUGGGCUUACAGAGGAUGCUCGAAAGGCUUUUGAUAGGAUGAGAACUCGGAAUGUUGUGUCUUGGACUACCAUGAUCGUCGGUUACGGACAGAAUGGAGAAGGCAAGGAAGCCAUGGAACUUUUCAAGCUAAUGCUCCAAGAGGGUUUGAAACCGGACGAGCUAACCUUAGCCAGUCUUCUUAGUUCAUGUUCCAAUCUGGCUGCUGUGAAUGAGGCCGUUCAACUCCAUGGUCAUGUGAUAAAAAAUGGAUUGGGGACAUUCAUGUCGAUUGGAAAUGGCCUUAUAAAUGCAUACGCCAAGUGCGGGUGUAUUGCCAGUGCUUUCGAGUCUUUCAGUUCUGUUUCCAAUCCCGAUCUUGUUACUUGGACAUCAAUGAUCAGUGCAUAUGCCUUUCAUGGUCUUGCCAGAGAAGCUCUAGAAAUAUUUGAGGAGAUGUUACGUGAAGGGUUGAGGCCGGAUCGAGUUGUGUUUGUUGGGGUCCUCUCUGCUUGUAGUCAUGCAGGCUUGGUUGAUGAGGGGUUUCACUACUUUGAUUCGAUGAGAAGGGACCACCGAAUAAUGCCCGAUUCAGAGCAUUAUACUUGCAUGGUUGAUCUUCUAGGGAGAGCGGGCCAUCUAGAGAGGGCGCAUAGUAUUUUGGUUAACAUGCCCUAUGGACCCACUCCAAAUGCAUUGGGAGCAUUCAUCAGUGCUUGUAGACUCCAUGGAAAUAUAAGAUUGGCAAAAUGGGCAGCGGAGAUGCUUUUUGAAUUGGAACCGGAUGAAGCCGUGAACUAUGCUGUCAUGUCCAACAUCUAUGCUGCUGCAGGGAGUUGGAGAGAUGUUGCAAGGGUGAGAAAAAUGAUGAGGAAUGUGAGUGAUUAUAAGAUACCAGGUUGUAGCUGGACAGAGAUUGGCAGUAAAGUACACACAUUCGUUUCUCAUGAUAAAUCUCACCCACAAGCUCUAGAGAUAUAUGCAAUCUUAGAACUGUUAGUUAGUCUAAUGAAGUUGGAAGACUCCACUUAGGGCUUGUUUGGGUGACAGCUCUUUAUCAUUCAAAAUGGAAUACUGCUGUGUGAAAAAGAGGUCAGCGGUAUUUUCCUAGACGAUGUCGGAGGUGGUCUUUUACAACCAUCCAAGCUUAGGAGUAUUUUCCCAGACGAUGUAGGAGGUGGUUUUUUACAAUCAUCCAACACAAAUUGCACAUGUGCAGUAUCCAAACCAUUCAUCAUUGUGCUCA